Messenger RNA from Auanema sp. JU1783, 468 nucleotides. The record is from the annotation of a GenBank genome assembly. NCBI's taxonomy places the organism in Eukaryota, Metazoa, Nematoda, Chromadorea, Rhabditida, Rhabditidae.
AUGGAUACAUAUUCCUCCAGUUGGGAUUUCCAGCUUGUAUGUUCGGAUGUGGCUGCUGGUGUUGUUGCUGGUGAGAUUGUUGAUGUUGUUGCUGAUGAGAUUGCUGGUGAGCCUGUGGGUGAACCUGUGGAUGAGGCUGCUGAUGUGAUUGUUGUAGAGAUUGCUGGUGAGCCUGUGGGUGAGCUUGUGGAUGAGGUUGUUGGUGAGUUUGCUGGUGAGAUUGCUGUUGAUGUUGUUGGGGAUGGGGUUGCUGGAGAGACUGUUGAUGGAGCUGAUGAGGAAUCUGUUGUUGGAAAUUCGGAUUCAUAUUGUGUUGUGGCAUGUUCAUUUGCAUCGUUUGUGCUACGUGUGGAGGUAGGUUAUGUUGAGGAAUGUUCUGUUGCGAUUGUAACAUCUGCGCAUUCAUUUGGUUCUGCUGCAUCAUCAUAUCACCUUAAGAAAAAAUUGAUAACUCGUGUAGCAGGAUAG